Messenger RNA from Macroventuria anomochaeta, 1100 nucleotides. RefSeq lists its product as uncharacterized. The transcript has a single exon. The coding region runs from base 46 to 996 and encodes 316 amino acids. Lineage: Eukaryota; Fungi; Ascomycota; Dothideomycetes; Pleosporales; Didymellaceae. The record is from RefSeq and is a predicted model, not a curated record.
CAAGAGUACCCAACUGUCCUCCCAAAAAUACAUCAGACAAUCAUCAUGGCCGCCAACGGCCCAGACAACACACCCCCAACACCAGCAUACUUCCCCACCUCCGCCGACUCCCCACUACACCCACCCACCGCCUUAUACCAAAAGCUACGGGACCUGAAAGAAGAUGCCUUGACCAAAACCCAGGACCUGACUGUCCCACCGCGCUCCGGCCGCGCCUGGCGCGUCCCCGCAGGCUCCCUCUUCCGCCUCUCAACUCCCGAAGGACCCCAAGUAGGCGACCUAAACAUAUGGAAUGCCUCGGACCCACGCGAGCGCUUCUGGGCCGCACGAACGCGGCAGCUGCAGGGGAGUCAUAUGAUUGAGGGAGAUCGUUUGUGGUCGAAUCUGCCAUUCAUGCGGCCGCUCGCUGGCAUCAUUCGCGAUGGAUGUCUGAUCAAAGACGGACCGGGAAGUGGAAAGAAUGGCGGGAGGGAAGAGAGCAGGGAUGAGAGGGGAGGGGUUACACGUUGGGGAGGCAGAUGUCAUGAUCUUCUGGGGACGCGAUGUGACCCGUACAUUUCGAGCGUGAUUUCGGGGACGGAUUAUGAUUUCCACUGUCAUUCGAACCUCGUGCGAGCGGUGCUGCCACAUGGGUUGACGGAGUUCGAUGUGCACGAUGUGCUCAAUGUGUUCCAAGUCACCGGGCUUGAUAGCCAGGGGCGGUAUUUCAUGGAGGCAAGCCCGGCGACCAAGGAGAGCACAUUGACGUUUUUUGCUGAGCAGGAUUUGCUGUGUGCGUUGAGUACGUGUCCCGGUGGGGAUCUGAGUGCCUGGGGGUGGAGCCAGGCGGAUGAGAGUAAGGCGGAGGAGGGGAGGGAUAUGAAGAGUACGUGUCGGCCGAUUAGGGUUGAGGUGCUGGAGAUCAAGGAUAAGGGAGUGUUGGCGGGGUGGAAGAAGCCGGAGAGGAGUGGGUAUAAGGGGUGUCAUGGGAUGACGAUAAUUGGCGGAGAGGCAUGAUUGUGGAUCCAGUUGUAUGAAGAACACUGAGAACGAUUGAAUGGAAUCCAGUUGGGAUGAAAGUCUGAUAUGCUGUGAUUUGGUAUACCUAUGUACACUUUUGA